AUGAAAUACCGACAGAUGUCUCUGGCUGCAGUCAUGGCUGCGAGAAUUUGUAUGAAAAUAGUACCUCAUAUUAAAUCUUCAAAUUAUUUGCCACAGUUUGGCAUAAUUCUCCGUAAGGCAGCAACACAAUCUGAUUUUGAUAUUCAGCAUAAAACUCCACUGGCUAGACGUGUUGCUGCAAUUCCAAAAGCACAGUAUGGAGGACGGCAUGCUGUCACUAUGCUGCCUGGGAGUGGUAUUGGGCCAGAACUCAUGAACUACGUGAAGGAGGUGUUCAGAUAUGCUGGUGUUCCUGUUGAUUUUGAAGAAGUUCAGAUGGAUCCAAAAAGUGAAAGCAAUGAAGAUUUGGAAUAUGCACUCACAUCAAUCAGGAGGAAUGGAGUUGCUCUUAAAGGGAAUAUUGAGACUGGAAGUAUGAGUCGAGGAGUACUGUCAAGAAAUGUUGCACUGCGUAAUGAGUUAGACCUCUAUAUUAAUGUACUUCACUGCAAGUCAUACCCAGGUGUGACAGCCAGACAGAAGGAUAUUGAUAUCAUCAUUGUGCGGCAGAAUACAGAGGGAGAGUAUGCCAUGUUGGAACAUGAAAGUGUCAGUGGUGUUGUGGAAAGCAUGAAGGUUGUCACAUCAGAGAACUCAGAACGUGUUGCUCGUUACGCUUUUGAGUAUGCCAAAAAGAAUGGCCGCAAGAAGGUGACAACUAUCCAUAAGGCAAACAUUAUGAAGCUGUCUGACGGUCUGUUCCUGGAGACAUCACGCAAGAUAGCAAGUGAUUAUCCUGAUAUUGAACAUAAUGACAUGAUCAUCGAUAACUGCUGCAUGCAGCUUGUUUCAAAACCACACCAGUUUGAUGUGAUGAUCAUGACAAACCUGUAUGGUACUAUUGUGUCUAAUGUCGUAUGUGGUCUUGUAGGGGGCGCUGGUCUUCUGUCUGGAAAAAAUUAUGGUGAUCAUUAUGCCAUAUUUGAGCCAGGCACUCGCAACACUGGAACAGCCAUUGCAGGGAAGAACAUUGCCAACCCUGUUGCCAUGUUGAAUGCAGCUGUGGACAUGCUGGAGCACCUGGGGCACCACUACCAUGCAAACAUGAUUCAUACAGCAAUUGAUAGGACUAUCAAUGAAGAUCACAUCCACACACCAGAUUUGGGAGGUCAAGCAACAAGCAUUGAUGUAGUGCAGAACAUUAUCAAAUACCUUCAAGAAACUACAAAGACUUCCAACUGAUUUACAACAUUAUGUAUUUUAUCUUCAUAAUCUAGUUAUCCUCCUCUGUCGGUCAAGUGCUGUGACCUUGUAGUCAUAUAGAGGUACAGAUUGUACUGUCAUAGUGGUGGUGAUGCUGGUGGUCAUAUUUCGCUUCUCUGUGGUGAUAAAGCCCAGUUUUGGCAAGUUACAAUUAGAUAUACACAAAAUAAAUUGUGUGUAACAAAAUAUUUUUGCUUUGUUCACUUCAUGUGCUUUUGUAUAUUAGGAGGAAAAACAGUUGCUGUAAUGCAUGACUGCAUGAAUUCAUCAGUUGUACUUUUCCAGAUAUCUUCUUGUUAUAUUCUGAAGUAUCUAUGUGUUGAUAGGUUAAUAUGGGACUGUAAAUUUGUUACAGAAUGAUAUAUAAAUUAUUUUUUGUGUUA
Messenger RNA from Cryptotermes secundus, 1625 nucleotides. RefSeq names its product isocitrate dehydrogenase [NAD] subunit gamma, mitochondrial (gene Idh3g). The coding region runs from base 1 to 1221 and encodes 406 amino acids. Gene Ontology annotation, biological process: isocitrate metabolic process; tricarboxylic acid cycle. Gene Ontology annotation, cellular component: mitochondrion. NCBI's taxonomy places the organism in Eukaryota, Metazoa, Arthropoda, Insecta, Blattodea, Kalotermitidae. The transcript has 10 exons. The record is from RefSeq and is a predicted model, not a curated record.